This is a messenger RNA of Exophiala spinifera, 1218 nucleotides long. RefSeq names its product mannose-6-phosphate isomerase, class I. Gene Ontology annotation, biological process: GDP-mannose biosynthetic process; carbohydrate metabolic process. Bases 1 to 1218 code for a protein of 405 amino acids. Gene Ontology annotation, molecular function: zinc ion binding; mannose-6-phosphate isomerase activity. Lineage: Eukaryota; Fungi; Ascomycota; Eurotiomycetes; Chaetothyriales; Herpotrichiellaceae. The record is from RefSeq and is a predicted model, not a curated record. Gene Ontology annotation, cellular component: cytosol. The transcript has a single exon.
AUGACGGAGUCUGUGAUCCAACUGAAAUGCGAUUGCAACAACUACCCAUGGGGGAAAGUUGGCAAAGAGUCAUUGGCCGCGGUGCUAUGCUCGAAGACCAACCCGGACUUCAAGAUAGACAACAGCAAAAACUACGCCGAGAUGUGGUUUGGAACAUACCCCGACCUGCCGUCGUAUUCUCUGAAGACGGGUGAAAACCUCCAGGACAUCCUCAACGCCAACAAGGAGAAACUGAUCGGCAAGACGGUCCUCGACAAGUUUGGCGCCGACCUGCCGUUUCUCCCCAAGAUUCUGUCCAUUGCAAAGGCUUUGCCGCUCCAGAUCCAUCCGGACAAGGAGCUGGCACAAAAGUUGCACAAGGAAAACCCCGAGAAGUUUACGGAUCCCAACCACAAACCCGAGAUUGCCAUUGCCCUGGGAAGAUUCGAGGCCUUCGUGGGCUUCAAACCACUCGGUGACAUACAACAACUGUUGAAACUGGACGCUCUGUCCCGGUUCUUGCCGGCAUCUGGCGUUGACUCGUUGGACGACGACGCUCUGCGAGAGGUGUGCGUUAAAAUGCUGAAGGCCUCGCCGGACACCGUUUCGUUUGCGCUGAAACGCCUAAAGUCAACGCCUGGGACCGCUUACGGGAAGCAAGCUUACAUCCUUGACCUGAUCCCUCGAUUGGUAGACCAGUACGGCAAAUUCGACAACGGCAGUCUCGUUGCGCUGACGUGCAUGAAUUUCCUGGUCCUCGAGCCCGGCGCCGCCAUCUACAUACCGGCCGACGGCAUUCAUGCUUACCUGUCCGGCGACAUUGUCGAGUGCAUGGCGCGGUCGAAUAACGUCCUCAACACCGGCUUCUGUCCUAGAGCAGACCGUGAUUCGGUUGAUCUGUUCGCGAAAGCCUUGACUUUCAAACCGCACAAUCGCCAGGAGCCCGUUCUGAAGAGAGAGCCCAGCGAGAAGAGUGAGAAUGGGAAAACCAUCGAGUUCAAGCCGCCCAUGAGCGAGUUCAACAUGUUGGUUACGGAGCUCGCGAGUGGUGAGACGGAGGCCGUGAAGCCAAUCGAUGGGCCGAGUACGCUGAUCGUCACGAACGGUUGGGGGAAGAUGAGCGUGCAGGGCCAGGAGAUACCGCUUGAGGAGGGCAGCAUUUUCUUCAUUGGGCAGGGGGUUCCUGUGGAGAUCUCGGCGAGGGAGCAGAUGGCUGUGUAUAGGGCUUAUGCUGAAUGA